This is a messenger RNA of Salmo salar (Atlantic salmon), 1927 nucleotides long. The record is from RefSeq and is a predicted model, not a curated record. Lineage: Eukaryota; Metazoa; Chordata; Actinopteri; Salmoniformes; Salmonidae.
CUGUAUAAAAGGGAAGAGCAGAGUGAAAGGUGAUGUUUGGGGGACAAGGAGAGUGAGACUUAAAGCCUGCAUAAUGACAGUGUAUGUGUCAGUGGUGAUUGUGGGUGCUGUGGUCAUGCUUACAUUGUUAUGGAUCCUGCUGAUCUACCUCCCUGGAAAAGGAGACAAAGUUACACAGGGAGAACCCAGUGGAUGUCAGUCAGCAGCUGUUGGGUCUAGACUUCUGCACUCUUUCUAUCAGUUCUUUCCCUGUUCUCUCUCUCCCUCUCUCCCUGGCCCUCUCUCUCUCCCUCUGCUGGGCAACAUGCUGGAGCUGGCACACGACCACCUGCCCAGUCACCUGACCUCCCUGGCACGUCGCUAUGGCAACAUCUACCGCCUCAAGUGUGGCAACACCAGUAAUGAAGUCACUCCCAACCAACCAUGGUGGUAUUAAACAGUGGUGACAUCAUCAGAGAAGCCUUGGUGAAGAAAUGGUCUGACUUUGCUGGGAGACCACAUUCUUACACCGGAGACGUGGUGUCAGGGGGAGGCCGCUCCAUCUCUCUGGGGGACUACAGUGAGGAGUGGAGGGCCCAUCGCCGUCUGGCCCAUAAUGCACUGCAGCGCUGCACCCAGCAGUCGCUCCACAGUGUCAUCCAGAAACAGGCCCUCCAGCUGAGACAAGUAGAGAUGAAACACAUGACAGUUCUAAACCUGUUUUCACUUUCUCAUUAUGGGGUGCUACUGGACUAUAAUGGCAGAGCUGCGGACCUCUCUGGGGAUUUCACUGUAGCAGCCAGUAACGUCAUCACCACACUGGCCUUUGGGAAAGAGUAUGAGAAGAGUUCUGCAGAGCUGCAGAGACUGCAUGGCUGUCUUAAUGAGAUCGUGUCUCUAUGGGGCUCUCCCUGGAUCUCUGCUCUGGACUCCUUCCCACUGCUCAGGAAAUUGCCCAAUCCUCCGUUCUCCCGUCUUCUGAAAGAGGUGGCCAGGAGAGAUGAAAUCAUCAAAACACAUCUGGAUGAGUACAGGAUGCAGGCACCGAGCAAAACAUCUGAGGACGCCAUUGCCAUCACAGGCGCUCUCCUCAACGGCCUUGGGAAGCCCCAGGACACAACACAGGGUGUGGUCCUGACAGACACUCACGUCCACAUGGCCACUGUGGACCUUCUGAUCGGGGGAACGGAGACAACAGCUGCCUGGCUCAGCUGGACUGUGGCCUUCCUACUGCACAGGCCUGAGGUGCAGUACAGAGUGUAUGAUGAGUUGUGUUCGGUGCUGGACGGGCGCUACCCUCAGUACAGUGACAGACACAGGCUGCCAGUGCUGUGUGCUGUGAUCAGUGAGGUGCUCAGACUCAGACCUGUGGCUCCGCUAGCCGUGCCUCACAGAGCCAUCAGAGACAGCAGUAUUGCAGGCUACUUCAUCCCUAAGAACACUGUCAUCAUCCCCAAUUUGUUUGGGGCGCAUCAUGACCCUGCAGUGUGGACAGAUCCCUAUGCCUUCAAACCAGAGCGGUUCCUGGAGGGUGGGGGGGCCUCCACGCGUGCUCUCCUGCCUUUCGGAGGGGGCGCUCGGCUGUGUUUGGGGGAGGCCGUGGCCAAAAUGGAAUUGUUUCUGUUCACCGCCUACUUGUUGUGUGAUUUCCAGUUCGUACCUGCUGAAAGCCGGGCCUCUCUGCCAGACCUGACAGGAGUAGCCAGUGUGGUACUCAAAGCCAAGGCCUACACAGUCAUAGCAUGGCCCAGACCAGGGCCUUGACCUCUCCGAGUUUGUUCAUGUACAGUGAUCACAUUAUAUUUGUAUCAAUCAUUAGGCUCUAGAGGAAGUAUCCCUGUGAGAGAAGGCAUAUAUUGUAUAGUAUUGUGCAGUAAUGGUGAAGGAAUUGGAAUGUAUAGAAUAAUAUUUUCCAUUUCUAAUAAAUACUUCCUCUUUUAACAACGAA